AUGAACGACAUCGCCGGUAAUCGCUUUGCCAGCGCAUCCACAAUCGGCCUUCACAAUGCUAGUCCACCUUCCAUAUCUAAACUCACCCUCGACCACGACACCCAAAACCGCGCCCGCAACAUUAAAGUCGAACUCGAGUCCAAUUCCUUCUUCCUCAAAAGAGUUAAACCCCGCGCCAUCCGCCGUAAAGUCGAAGACGACCCUGAGAACCGUCUCAUCGUGAAAUUGCGCACCGUGGACAAGAUGGGCUGGGGCGAUAUCGCGAACUGGCUGAACAACGAGCGUGUCAAGCGUGGUGAACCAGCGACUAUGACACAACCAGCUGUUUAUUCACGCUUCGUACGCAACGGCCCUAAGAUUGCUGCCACCAUGGGGGAUCUUGGCUUUGAUUCGAAAGACCACAUGCAUCUCCGCAAUCCGCGUAAAUAUCCGACCGCAGAGGGGGAUAAUGGUAUCUUCGACAGUAGCAGCCCGACGCCAUCUCACGACAGCUAUGAGACCCAAACUCCUCCGACAACUGCAAAGAGCAAGAAACGCCGUAUAUCUAGGGAGCUUGAGCGCGCACCGAAGAAGUCGAAGCUCGCACAAGAUUGCCAAGAAUUAGAGGCGACGGAUAUGACGCUUCACUUGUGGGAGGCUGUUGCGGAAGUUGAUGCGAAUAAAUGGAACUUUGUGUCGGAUGUGCUAGAGCGUAUGACUGGCAAGUUGAUAGAUCCAUUAGCUUGUGAGAGCAUGUUCAAAAAGACUUGGAAGAACUAG
This is a messenger RNA of Lindgomyces ingoldianus, 759 nucleotides long. RefSeq lists its product as uncharacterized. Lineage: Eukaryota; Fungi; Ascomycota; Dothideomycetes; Pleosporales; Lindgomycetaceae. The transcript has a single exon. The record is from RefSeq and is a predicted model, not a curated record. Bases 1 to 759 code for a protein of 252 amino acids.